ACAAAAACAAAAAAGGAAACGGUUCCUGCCCUCAAGAAGAUUAUAUGCUAUUUAUGUUCAUUCAUCCAUCCAUACCCACGUAUAUACACAGAAAUGGCUCUGGAUGAGAACAUGGCCAAUGGCAUUGACGAACUGAUCGGCAUUCCCUUCCCCAACCACAGCAGUGAGGUCCUGUGUAGCCUGAAUGAACAGCGGCAUGACGGCCUGCUCUGUGAUGUCCUGCUGGUGGUCCAGGAGCAGGAGUACCGGACCCACCGGUCAGUCCUAGCUGCCUGUAGCAAGUACUUCAAGAAGCUCUUCACCGCAGGUACUUUAGCUGACCAGCCUUAUGUCUAUGAGAUUGACUUCGUCCAGCCAGAGGCGCUGGCCGCCAUCCUGGAGUUUGCCUACACGUCCACCCUCACGAUCACAGCCUCCAACGUCAAACACAUCUUGAAUGCUGCUAAAAUGCUGGAGAUCCAGUGCAUCGUCAAUGUGUGCCUGGAGAUCAUGGAGCCUGGAGGGGACGGGGAAGAGGAGGACGACAAGGAGGAUGAUGACGACGAGGACGAGGAGGAUGAGGAGGAGGAUGAGGAGGAGGAAGAUGAAGACGACGAAGAUGAGGAUGAUGAGACAGAGGACUUUGCCGACCAGGAAAACCUGCCUGAUGCCCAGGAUAUCAGCUGCCACCAAAGCCCUUCCAGGACAGACCACCUCACAGAGAAGGCCUUUGCAGACACUCCCAGGGACUUCUCCAACCCUUUCCAAGCUAACGGCAGCCCUGGUCAUCUAGGGGUCAUCCGUGAUUUUUCCAUUGAGUCUUUACUGAGAGAAAACCUCUACCCGAAAGCCAACAUCCCUGACAGAAGGCCCGCCUUAUCCCCCUUUUCCCCGGGCUUCUUUCCACACCUCUGGCCUGGAGAUUUUGGUGCCUUUGCCCAGCUGCCUGAACAGCCCAUGGACAAUGGACCCCUGGAUCUGGUCAUCAAAAAACGGAAGAUCAAGGAGGAGGAGAAGGAGGAGCUCCCGCCACCACCGCCGCCACCCUUCCCUGGUGACUUCUUCAAGGAUGUGUUUGCCGACCUUCCUGGAGGACCCCUGGGACCCAUAAAGGCCGAGACCGACUAUGGCGCCUAUCUCAACUUCCUGAGUGCCACGCACCUAGGCAGCAUCUUUCCCCCAUGGCCACUGGCGGAGGAACGGAAACUAAAGCCCAAGGCGUCCCAGCAGUGCCCCAUCUGCCAUAAGAUCAUCAUGGGAGCCGGGAAGCUGCCACGGCACAUGAGGACACACACAGGGGAGAAGCCGUACAUGUGUAACAUCUGUGAGGUUCGAUUCACCAGGCAGGACAAGCUGAAAAUUCACAUGAGGAAGCACACAGGUGAGCGGCCUUACCUGUGCAUCCACUGCAAUGCCAAGUUUGUGCACAACUAUGACCUCAAAAACCAUAUGCGCAUUCACACAGGGGUCCGGCCUUACCAGUGUGAGUUCUGCUACAAGAGUUUCACCCGCUCAGACCACCUUCACCGCCACAUCAAGCGCCAGAGCUGCCGGAUAUCCCGGCCCCGCAGAGGCCGCAAGCCCGCUGCGUGGAGGGCUGCCAGUCUUCUCUUUGGCCCUACUCCCCCAACGGAGGAAAAGGCCUUCAUGAUGCCGCCGGCCCUGGGGGAAAUCGGUGGCCAUCUAGGUGGGGCAGCCAUGUGCCUGCCGGGCCCCAGCCCCCCCAAGCACUAUCUGGGGGCCCCCAAGGGGACCCUCAGCCUGCAGGAGCUGGAACGACAGUUUGAAGAGACACAGAUGAAGCUGUUUGGGAGGGCACAGCUGGAGGCAGAGAGGAAUGCGGGGGGCCUCUUUGCCUUUGCCUUGGCAGAGAACAUGGCUGCCCGACCCUACUUCCCCCUCCCAGACCCAUGGAGUGCCGGGCUUGCCGGGCUCACAGGGCUGGCGGGACUCAACCACAUGACCUCUAUGUCCGAAGCAAACAACUAGCCCUAACUUUUAUCAUGCCCAGUUGUCUCCUGCCCUUCUUCCAUACCAAGACUCCCUUUUGCCCUCUCCCUCCCCUUCUACUCCCUCGCCCCAAGCGGGUUUUGUAAGUUCUCUACAUUUUAUUUUUUAAAAAGAGAAGAAAAAAAAGAAUAGCAGCAAAGCCACACAACCCAGGCCUCCUUGGGCAGCAGCUACCAAUUUUCUCACUCCAAAGAAGAGAAAUAACCUUCUAAGGGAAACAGCUAUUCACAACUGGACACGAAAACCUAAGUGGACCUGGGUCCUAGCUUCUUUCAUCUUUUUCCUCCACAUGAGAGCUGGGGAGCAAACAUUCUCUCAGUACAGAGUUGUAGCAGUAGCUAUAUGGAGGCCAGGAGGUGGGGAGCGGGGAGGAGCAUUCAGGGCCUGCAGCAGCAGCAGGGACCUUUGCUGGCUAGACCCCUUUAGUUCUUUGAUCCUAUGCUUCAGGCAGAGGUUAUACAUGUCAGUACCAAUGCAGAUUCCACAGUCCCAAAUGGGUCCCUAAGAACUCCCCCUUAACCUUACAUGAAGGGAAAUGUCCCUUCCUAUUUUGGAAGGAUAACGGCAUCCAAAGGAAGAGAACUCUGGGAGAGAAAGGCCUGCGGGAUUCUGCUCCUCCACUGACUGGCUAUAUGAACUUGGGCAGGUUAUUUCUCCUCUCUGUGCCUCAGUUUCUGCCAUCUGCAUAAGGGCCCUCCCCAUACUUACCUCUCAGAGGAAGUUGAGAGGAUUAUUUAGGGACCCUCUGGGAGGUGCUCUGAACUCCUAACAGCCAGGAGAAACUCGGGCUUAUUGUUUUUUUGUGUUCCUUUAUAAAUUCCCAGCCCUGGUGGGAGCAGAAUGAGGUCCACAUCAGGAGAAGACCAUGCAAGAGGGAAACCACACUGCUCCUCUUCCGAUGGAUGCCUCAGACCUGAGAGUGACUUUUAGGGCCUCGGGAGACUUUUCUUUCCGUCAUUUGUAGACCUUUGAAAACAAUCCAGUAAACCAUUUCUCAUUAGUGACUUUCCAAGGCCUGGAACCUAUUUCUUCUGUAGAUGGUUUAAAUUCACCACCCCACCAGGUCUUGGGGAGCCACCGGUACUCCCCUGGAAGGUGGUGUGCUGGACGGCUGUUCAUUUUACAACCCAACACUGCCCCUCUUCUACUACUCCCCCCCCCUUCCCCCAAGGUUCUUGACAACUAUAUUCACGUGACUCCUGCUGAUCCAGGGGUUGAUUUUAUCAUUUUGUUGUCCGAGUGUGGAGCUUCUUUUCCCUUCAUCCCUGGCUGCCUAACCUUUGUUCAUUUCUGUUCAUUUGAGCACCUCAGCAAAAGAUUGGAUGGGGAAAAAAAUCAGAGAAUUGAAAGCCCAAACCGCUGUGUCUUGCUCCUUGUAGGAAGCUCUGGCAUCAAGCAUGGCGGGGAGCAGGUUAUAGUGAUUAGCUUCAAGAUGUGUGUUUGGGCUUCUCAGUGCAUUUUGAUUGGCUACAGCACUCAGACUGCUCCCUGGGGACUCAGGAUAUUGGGAGCUGGCUUCACAGCCCUUGGCCAUUGAAACCUGAACCUAAGGAGAUGUUGAAAAUGAAGAAGGCUCCACCAGUUCUGCUGUUCUGCCUUCCCUGAGAACUGAUUGGUUCUUAUAAACAUGCUAUAGAAGCAAUCCACUGGGAGAGGUUCUUGGGAGCAAGGGUAGGUCUGGACCCACAGACAGAGACUAAGAAGAUGUCGUUAGAGUUCCCUUCCCCCAGGCCCACUGAGUGGUACCACUGAGAGGAACUCCUCACCCUGCACUCCCACUCACCAACACACACACACACUUUUUAGUUUUCCCUUGGGAGCUGAUAUUAAAUGGCCCUCAGGAGACCACAGACUCCAUCACACUCAAAACUCACCUCUUGGACUCUGCUGGGCCAUCUUCCAGUACUAUGGGGGUCCCGGCAUUUACCUAAUCUUAUCCCACUUUGCCUUCCACUAAUCAUACCACACAAGUGACUGUAUGGCUUUCCCCCAUUUCCUCCAAGUUUGGAGGUCACCUGCCUGGGAAGAUGUCUUCUUGGCCCCCUACCACCAUUUCAGACACUAACUUCCUGGAAUCCACUAGCCAGACCUUCCCCCAACCCUCGGGGCAGCCAAGGGAUGGAGGGCAAACCAAACUAUUUUUUUUAAAGAAAAAAAAAAGACUAUAAAACAGAAUCUAAAGACAUUGGGGCUUUUUUUGUUUUGUUUUGUCUUUUUGUAGAUGUGUGAUGACUUCUUAUAAACUCAAUUUUUUCAGAUGA
This is a messenger RNA of Dromiciops gliroides (monito del monte), 4250 nucleotides long. RefSeq names its product zinc finger and BTB domain containing 7C (gene ZBTB7C). NCBI's taxonomy places the organism in Eukaryota, Metazoa, Chordata, Mammalia, Microbiotheria, Microbiotheriidae. The record is from RefSeq and is a predicted model, not a curated record. The transcript has 3 exons. Gene Ontology annotation, biological process: regulation of transcription by RNA polymerase II. The coding region runs from base 94 to 1968 and encodes 624 amino acids. Gene Ontology annotation, molecular function: DNA-binding transcription factor activity, RNA polymerase II-specific; protein binding; RNA polymerase II cis-regulatory region sequence-specific DNA binding.